AUGCAGCACCCACUCUCACCCGGUGUUGUGGCCUCAGCGCUCCUCGCUUGCCCGGGCGUAGCGGGCUGCAGUAACAGCACGACCUCGUCCUGUUGCCAAGCUUUGGAAGGUGCUGGUGUUGGUGUCAUUUACCCUGGUAGUGAGCUUUAUGGGAACCGUACCGAGUCAUACUGGUCCGUCACAUCUCAGCUGACACCUUGGUGCAUUGCCCAACCAACGUCUGCACAAGAAGUGUCCACAGCGGUGGUCACCUUAGUCCAGGAUACAUCAUGUCAAUUCGCUAUCCGCAGCGGUGGGCACUUUAUCUGGCCUGCGAACAAUAUCGAGGAAGGUGUCACUGUCGACUUGGGUCUAAUGAACGCAACCACGUAUGACGAAGAAACACAGGUAGCGUCGAUAUACCCAGGGUCAAGAUGGAGAGGUGUCUACGAGACGUUGGACCCACAUAACGUCACCGUUCCUGGAGGCCGUGCUGCUUCAGUCGGCGUUGCUGGAUUCCUCACGGGGGGUGGUAAUUCCUUUUACUCGGCUCGAAAAGGAUUCGCAUGCGACAAUGUAGUCAACUUCGAAGUUGUGCUGGCUAACGGGGAAAUCAUCAAUGCUAACGCUACCGAUAACUCUGACCUCUUUCAAUCCCUCAAGGGCGGUCAGUCCAACUUCGGAAUCGUCACACGAUUUGAUAUGCAAGCCUUCGAUGCUCCUCCGUUGUGGGGAGGUGUUGUGCAGUAUAACAAGACCACAGGCCCACAACACAUCGAUGCAUAUGUCGAUUGGACGAACAACGUCCAGAAUGAUGUGAAUGGCUCAACAAUCAUUUUCUGGUCUUAUCAGCCUGCGCUGAAAGAUAUUGUCAUUAUCGCCGCCUACGAGGAUACUGGCGGCAAUGUGGCUGCUCCAGCAUUCGACCAGUUUCUCGCUAUUCCUGGGAACCUUUCGAGCACAAUGAGGAUUGCCAGUCACCUAGAGCUCACCAACGAACUCGAGCAACCGACAGGAUACCGAGAUAUCUGGUGGACCGGCACAAUCAAGAAUGACAAGCGCGUGUACGAGAAGAUUAUUGAGCUUCAUCAGGAGCUCUGCGACUUUAUGGCCGCUCAGUCACCUGAUGGCGAUUUCGUUACCCAGGCUAUGUUCCAGUCCAUCCCGACCAUCUUCUCACAGCACGGCGUAGAGAAAGGCGGCAAUGUGCUUGGCCUCGACCGCGAGACCGAGAAUGUGGUCAUGUUGCUCUUCACCCUUGCCGUCAACGGGGAAGAGCAACAAGCAGUUGCUCAAGAGCAGAUGAGAAAGUUUGGAGAAGCGACUAUGGAGUACGCUAGUAGCAUCGAUGCUGCAGUGGAGUGGGAGUACAUUAACUAUUCAUACGAUUACCAGAAUCCUCUGGCGAGUUACGGUGAUGCAAACAUCGCUAAGAUCCGAGCAGCAGCAGCAAAGUACGACCCUUCCGGAGUGUUCCAGACCCGUGCUCCUGGUGGUUACAAGAUCACUCGAAGCAGUGGAACAGUAGCAUAA
Messenger RNA from Neoarthrinium moseri, 1512 nucleotides. RefSeq lists its product as uncharacterized. The coding region runs from base 1 to 1512 and encodes 503 amino acids. Gene Ontology annotation, molecular function: FAD binding. The transcript is spliced from 5 exons. The record is from RefSeq and is a predicted model, not a curated record. NCBI's taxonomy places the organism in Eukaryota, Fungi, Ascomycota, Sordariomycetes, Amphisphaeriales, Apiosporaceae.